UGGAGGGAUUUGUGAAAAUGGAAGGAAUUGACACUUCAGAAUGCCCUGUUUGUAGCAAGACGUUUCCAGUGUCAUCAAUUACAAAUCACGUGAACGAGUGCUUGAACAACUCGGCUCAGAAAAGCAAACCAUCAACUAGUCUUGGGAAACGUAAAUCUGAUACAAAUAACACGGUUUCGGCAUGGAAUUUCCUCACAUCAGCCUCAGGGAAUACAAAAUCAAGCAAAAAGUUAAAAGUAAACGAUACCAAAAUAUCUCCAGAUUCUAAAAGAUCAAAUGCUCAUUUGUCUUCCGUUUCUUGUUUGACAAAACAACCAGAUGCAUCAGUUAAGAAGGAAAACAUCGGGAGUGAAAAAGAAAGCAUAAACGAUAGAAAUGUUACGCAUAAUUUCUCGAAUAUGACAGUAAAGUCGACUUCAUGUUCAAAGACUGAUUUAAUACCUUUGGCAGAAAGGAUGCGUCCCAAGACACUAGAAAACUAUGUAGGGCAGGACAGUGCUGUUGGCGAAAAGAGUCUUCUCCAUUCUCUUUUACAAAGUCGGCAGAUUCCAUCAAUGAUCUUGUGGGGACCACCUGGCUGUGGGAAGACUACGUUAGCCAGAAUAAUUGCAAACAACUGUAAGAGUUGUGGCAAUGUGAAAUUUGUUCAGCUGUCAGCGACUACAUCUGGGAUCAGUGACGUCAAGCAAGUCAUUGCAAUUGCAAAGAAUGAUCAGAAACUGCUCGGACGAAAAACAAUUCUCUUCUUGGACGAAAUUCACAGGUUCAACAAAACUCAGCAGGAUUCUUUGCUUCCACAUGUUGAGGAUGGGACUAUUGUGUUGAUUGGCGCCACCACCGAGAACCCAUCCUUUCAAGUGAACAGUGCUCUACUCAGUCGGUGUAGAGUUAUUGUCCUAGAGAAGCUGUCCGGUACAGCUGUGGAGAGAAUUUUAUACAGAGCAGUCGACGAGAUGAAUGUCCAGGUUGUUGACAGCGAGGAUGAUGUGGCUGAUGAAGAUGUUGAAGAUGACGGUCAAGGUCAAACAGACAGUCCACCGGUAUUGAUUGAACGCCAGGCACUGAAGUCGCUUGCACUUCUGUGUGAUGGAGACGGUAGGAUUGCGUUAAACGGUCUCCAGAUGGCCGUCCAGUCACGGGUCGCUGAUUUCAAGCAGCAGAGUGGAGCAAGUGAUGGUGGCCAUAAACACAAUGUCGUCAUCACCACAGAUCACGUAAAGAUUGGGCUGGAGAGAUCUCAUGUGCCAUAUGACAGGACAGGAGAGGAGCACUACAACAUCAUAUCAGCUAUGCAUAAGGCUGUGCGUGGAUCUGACCCCAGUGCUGCCCUCUACUGGAUGGCCAGAAUGUUACAAGGGGGAGAGACUCCGCUAUAUGUUGCUAGGCGACUUGUAAGAAUGGCAAGUGAAGAUAUAGGUUUAGCUGAUCCAGCAGCGCUGGUACAAGCGGUAGCCACAUAUCAGGCUUGUCACUUUAUCGGAAUGCCAGAAUGUGAGGUGAUACUUGCACAGUGUGCGACCUAUCUAGCGAGGGCCCCUAAGUCUAUAGAGGUGUACGCGGCGUACAGUAAAGCCAAGGCCGCCAUCAAGAACCACGAAGGACCUCUUCCAACGGUUCCACUUCAUCUGAGAAAUGCUCCAACCACGUUAAUGAAAAAUUUAGGUUAUGGUAAAGGUUACAAGUACAACCCAGAAUUCUCCGAACCCGUGGAACAGGAGUAUUUGCCAGACUGUUUGAGAGGAACAGACUUCUUCAAGUAGUUAAUACACAAAAACUACUUCUCUAUUAACUGUGGGAUACAAUACACCAAAACCCUGUUCUCUAUAACCGUGGUACACCAUACACAAAACCCUGUUCUCUAUAACCGUGGUACACAAUACACGAAACCCUGUUCUCUAUAGCCAUGGUACACAAUACACAAAACCCUGUUCUCUAUAGCCGUGGUACACCAUACACAAAACCCUGUUCUCUAUAACCGUGGUACACAAUACACAAAACCCUGUUCUCUAUAGCCAUGGUACACAAUACACAAAACCCUGUUCUCUAUAACCGUGGUACACAAUACACAAAACCCUGUUCUCUAUAGCCAUGGUACACAAUACACAAAACCCUGUUCUCUAUAGCCGUGGUACACCAUACACAAAACCCUGUUCUCUAUAGCCGUGGUACACCAUACACAAAAGCCAGUUCUCUAUAACUGGUACACAAUACACAAAACCCUGUUCUCUAUAGUCGUGGUACACAAUACACAAAACCCUGUUCUCUAUAGCCGUGGUACACCAUACACAAAACCCUGUUCUCUAUAGCCGUGGUACACCAUACACAAAACCCUGUUCUCUAUAGCCGUGGUACACCAUACACAAAAGCCAGUUCUCUAUAACUGGUACAAAAUACACAAAACCCUGUUCUCUAUAACCGUGGUACACCAUACACAAAACCCUGUUCUCUAUAACCAUGGUACACACUACACAAAACCCUGUUCUCUAUAACCGUGGAACACCAUACACAAAACCCUGUUCUCUAUAACCGUGGUACACCAUACACAAAACCCUGUUCUCUAUAACUGGUACACAAUACACAAAACCCUGUUCGGUACACCAUACACAAAACCCUGUUCUCUAUAACCGUGGUACACCAUACACAAAACCCUGUUCUCUAUAACCGUGGUACACACUACACAAAACCCUGUUCUCUAUAACCGUGGUACACACUACACAAAACCCUGUUCUCUAUAACCAUGGUACACACUACACAAAACCCUGUUCUCUAUAGCCGUGGUACACCAUACACAAAAGCCAGUUCUCUAUAACUGGUACACAAUACACAAAACCCUGUUCUCUAUAACCGUGGUACACCAUACACAAAACCCUGUUCUCUAUAACCAUGGUACACACUACACAAAACCCUGUUCUCUAUAACCGUGGAACACCAUACACAAAACCCUGUUCUCUAUAACCAUGGUACACCAUACACAAAACCCUGUUCUCUAUAACUGGUACACAAUACACAAAACCCUGUUCGGUACACCAUACACAAAACCCUGUUCUCUAUAACCGUGGUACACCAUACACAAAACCCUGUUCUCUAUAACCGUGGUACACACUACACAAAACCCUGUUCUCUAUAACCGUGGUACACACUACACAAAACCCUGUUCUCUAUAACCAUGGUACACACUACACAAAACCCUGUUCUCUAUAGCCGUGGUAGCUGACCCAUAACUGCUUUAAAGGGGGAGGGCAAAUUAAGUCAUCCCAGCAAAUUAAGUCAUACAAACACUUGAUUGCUUUUAUUGUAGUUUUGUUCAAAUGAAGCAGUGUCACUGUGUUUGUGAUAAGGGAGAAGAGGAAUCCAUUAUAGAGAUCAUAUGGGUCGUGAACAUCCUGGAAAGUCCUGGGAUGAUCAGAUGUCAUUUUCCGGCUUGGAAAGUCUUACAACCGAACAUUAAUGUUGUUUGUUAAUUAAUUCCCCCCCCCCCAAUAAAAUAAGCAUUGUAAUGCUGUUAGAUUCUGUUGAUAUCAACAUAAAAAAAUCAUAUAAAAAGGCAUGGAAAGUCCUUUAAUUUGGUCCAGAUAAAGAGUAAAUGUUGCCAGUGCCUUGAGUCCCAAACAUUAAAUUAAAGAUUGUUUGUCACAGUGAAGUGCAAUUUUUAAAUGACUAGAGUUGAUGCCUUGGACAUCCUGUGUUCUUUUCUUGAUCUCUUAAUCAGUGAAUACACCUUGGUCAUCAAUCAGAGAUGUAAAAACCUCCAGAUGUUUUUGGAAGUAUGGAUUUUAGAACUGAUCCUUGUUCUUUGGUGAUAAACUCGCUUCAAUUCCCUUACUUUUCAAGACCCUGCAAAGUUUUCUAUAAUUUUUGUCCCAUGUAAUUUUCCUAUCUGAUAAAGCUAUAUAAAGAGCUAGAUGUGCUAGACACUAAAGUCGAAUGUGGUCCCAAAUAAAUAGUGCUGUAUGUAUUAUAUAGAUUUCAUGUAUGAUCAUUAAGCUGAUGGAAAGAAAUAAGCACCAACAGAGAUUUAAAUCCCUACAAGCAUACAUGGCCGUAGCUAGGAUUUUUUGUUGGGGGAGGGGGGGGAGGCAACUGAGUAGUUAAUAGUCUAAAAGUCCUUAAACGGUUAAAAAUAAUUUUCUUUUAAGUUUCUAUAAUUUUUUCUGGAUUUUUUUACUGGACAACUGCCCCCUUGCCCCCCCUCCACUCCGCUAGCUACGGCCCUGGCAUAGAAAAAGUUGUGGUAUGGGGCUGAAUGUCAGUAGUGUUGAAUUGACUGCCAGUAAUAGAGUCAACUUACGACUUUUGUUUGAUCAACUUACCAUUUGUGUGAUCCCUUGGUACUCUCCAUCAGGAUAUAUUGUGAUCACUUGUGAAGCAUUCAUGUGAGCUGGUGACAUUUACAACAUUUGUAUAUUAGUGAGAAAAUGUGUGUGUGGUGUGUGUGUGUUGUAUGUGCUGAGGCUUAUAGAUACAAUUAUAAAAUUAUUUUUUCCAGUGCAGAUCAUAGUGCCCGUACUACAUGUAGGUGGUUAUGGGAAAGAAAUAUUGAUAAAUUGGACACUGCAUUCCAUGUACUUUGACAUAACUUCAAACAGAAGUUCACUGUUGUAUCUAUUUAAAAAAGUUUAAAAUGUAUCCAUUAAUUUAUUUCAGUCCCUGAUUUACAUGACAGACAACUCAUGCUGAGGACAAAACAUGAGUCGCGGACAGCACCAGUACAUGACAUAAUUAUUAGAUUUUAAAUAAACUUUCAUAUUCAUAUAUGUAAACUAUACAAAACAUGUAAACAAAACAAGACAAAUAAUACCACUAUGGUUUAUAAAUGUAAUAAUGAAAAACUGUUAUGGUUUCUGUCAAUCUAAGUUAUAGAAGAGGGAUUAAAUACGGGAAUCAAGAUAAUAAGUAUAAAUAAAUAAAUAAAUAAACCAAUAAUAAUAAUAAUUUAAAAAAAAUUAAAAAGUAGAAACAAAACACAAAAGACACACACACACACACGCUUACUAACUCGCAUAGGUAAUUUUACCCUUCGUACCUUCUGGCAGAAAGCUUGCAUGGGUAUGUUAAUGUUAGCAGCUGUGACAUAAUUAUACAUGGUCACCGAUUACACAUAAGCUGUAAUUUUGUGUUAAUACAAAGCGAACGAAG
Messenger RNA from Gigantopelta aegis, 5136 nucleotides. Its product is annotated as ATPase WRNIP1-like. The transcript has 8 exons. Gene Ontology annotation, cellular component: nucleus. The record is from RefSeq and is a predicted model, not a curated record. NCBI's taxonomy places the organism in Eukaryota, Metazoa, Mollusca, Gastropoda, Neomphalida, Peltospiridae. Gene Ontology annotation, molecular function: ATP binding; DNA binding; single-stranded DNA helicase activity. Gene Ontology annotation, biological process: DNA-templated DNA replication; DNA repair; regulation of DNA repair. Bases 18 to 1760 code for a protein of 580 amino acids.